AUGAAAGAAGUUCUCGAGAGACACGACGCGUGGCCACUCUGCGAGCACUUCCGCCGACAGGUCGCUUCCGGAACACUGCUGCAACGGUGACAAAUGUACGUGAACCACUUUACGUGGCCCUGAUCCCUCAUGAACACCAAGUGUUGUGAACAAGACAAUGCUGUUGUGUAACUAUGUAUACCGGAAAAUUUAGUUUUUAGCGUUAUUGGAGCUUUAGAAGCUAAACUUAUAGAUGUCAAGUUUAAUUGUUUGAUUUUAAAGCUUUAUGUAUUCUCUAUUUCAAAUGUACAGGAUUUGGUCUCUUAAAACUUAACGAAAAUAACUUCAAAAGCGGCCGCCACGUGCGGAGACUUUACCCACAGUCACAGUGAAACGACUCCUGUCUCAGACAUCUUGGUUUAGUGUGUUUUGCCACUCGCUUGUGUGUUAUCGACUUGUGAAGUAAUCAAUAAGAACAAACCCCGUCCACUUUUUGACUGUCAUUUGAGUGAAGUGAGUGUAGUGUGGCGCCCUCUGUCGGCGGGACUGCAGCGCAGCAGCGUUGAGCGCAGAGUGGACGCGCUAACAUCAGUCACCGGACGGACGCUGUGAGAUCUGCCCCAACACAACUCACACACAGACAGACACCGAACGAUGGACGGAACCGACAAACGUCAAAGUUUCAACAGGUGUGUUGUGUGUCCUCAGGUGUGUUGUGUUGCAGGUAACACAAAGUCAUGGCUCGUGAGGGAUCCGCUGCGGCCACCGCACACUGAUCUGCAGUCAGCCAUUGAGCGCGCGCGCGCGCGUGUAUAUUCAGAGAUGUCCGGCUCGCACCUGAUGAGUAGCGUGCGGUCGUUGUUCCGCCGGCAGACGGACAGGUUGCCCCUCAGCGACACGUUCGAUUUCUCCGAAGAUCUCGAGGAAGACGAGACGCCCAAGUUCAGCCAACUGAAGGUGGUGGUGUCCGGCGAGACCGACGAUCUCCCCACGGGAGCGCGCAACGGCGCGGCGGUCAGCACGCUGCUGGCGGAUGAUGACGACUCUCUGCUGGACUCAUCCUCGAGUCUCGGGAGCCCCGGCGCGGCGGCGGACGCGUGCGAGAGCUGCAGGAGGACGCGAGAGCGCACCAGACGCCGGGCGGUGAUGAAGAAGCUAGGCGUCGCGGCUCUCCUCUACUUCCUGUUCAUGGUCGGUGAGCUGAUAGGUGGGUAUGUGGCAAACAGUCUGGCGAUCAUGACGGACGCGCUGCACAUGUUGACGGAUCUCAUCGGGAUUCUUGUGUCACUGCUGGCGCUCUGGCUGUCUGCCAAACCCCCAACAUACAGAUUCACUUUCGGCCUUCAUCGCCUCGAGGUGUUGUCUGCAGGGAUCAGUGUGUUGUUGAUCUACAUUCUGACGGGUGUGUUACUGAAUGAAGCAGCACAGAGAACCAUUCAUCAGGAUUUCACUAUAAAUGGUGAUGUCAUGCUGAUCACGGCAGCGGUGGGCGUCGCUGUCAACCUGCUGAUGGGAUUUCUGCUCAAUCAGUCCGGACACGUUCACUCACAUGGACACGGUCACUCACACGGUCCGACGGGGCGGAGUCAGGAUCAGGGGCGGGGUCAGGAACAGGGUCACGGUCACGGUCACGGGAGUCUGGCGGUUCGAGCCGCUUUCAUUCACGCUCUGGGUGAUCUGGUGCAGAGUGUCGGUGUUCUCAUCGCUGCAUACAUCGUCCGCUUUAAACCGGAGUAUAAACUGGCAGAUCCGGUGUGUACGUACCUGUUCUCCAUACUGGUGCUGUUCAGCACUUUCCAAAUCAUCCGAGACACGGGCAUCAUCCUGCUGGAGGGCGUCCCGCGUCACAUGGAUGUGUCGGGCAUCCGAGCCGAUCUGCUGAAACUGCAGCACGUGCAGCAGGUGGAGGAGCUGAAGCUCUGGGCUCUGACGGCAGAUCAAACCGCAGCCAUCGUUCACCUGCAGCUCGUGCCGGGGAUGAUGGGUAACUGGGAGGACGUACAGACAAACGCACGCCGCCUGCUGAUGAUGUCACACGGGGUGACACACUGCACAGUGCAGCUGCAGACGCAGAGACACGGUGCGCUGCAGUCCUGCACAAACUGUCUCUCACCGAGUGCCUGAACGAAGAGAGGCGGAUGAACCCAGACGGGUUUUAAUGAUUGUCCAGCAGAUUUUUCUAGAAUGAAUAUUGACCUCAUUUUUGAUACACCUUUAAUACAAAAGAACAACAUGACAAACACACUCAGUUGGUUUUUGCUUGUUGUUUCAUUUGUUUGUGUGUGUGAUAGAUAACUCUCUGCAUGUUCUCAUAUGUGCCUCAAACCAUGACAUCUCAUUAUAUAACAUUAUAUACUGACAAUCAGAAGAGAGUGAGAUCUCACACACACACACACACACACACACACACUUACAUGAUUAAACACAAUGUCAGAAGGGCACAGAGUAAUUUUUUUACUUUUUUAGGUAAUUGUUUGUCUAUCUCAAAUGCAAAAGGAGUAUAAAAGUAUUGUUUAAUCAUCAGUGAUGAUGAGAAGCCUUUAUGCCUUUUUAUUAUUAUUUUUAUGGCUUUUUUGUUUUACGUUUUUGUGUUUGCAGGAGGCUGAAGGAUCGUUCUUUGAUAACUUGAAAUAAAUGUAUUUUAAAGGCG
Molecule: messenger RNA, 2629 nt
Organism: Triplophysa dalaica
Lineage: Eukaryota; Metazoa; Chordata; Actinopteri; Cypriniformes; Nemacheilidae
Product: probable proton-coupled zinc antiporter SLC30A4
Exons: 8
Coding region: 634-2103 (489 amino acids)
Biological process (GO): response to zinc ion; zinc ion transmembrane transport
Cellular component (GO): plasma membrane
Molecular function (GO): zinc ion transmembrane transporter activity
Source: RefSeq, a predicted model, not a curated record